AUGCACACGAAGGAAAAGAUAAGGGCCAUGAGGGACCGUCUUCCCUACAGCUCCUCGGAUCGUCCCCCCACCACGACCAUCUACUCGUGCGAGCAGUUCCCCUUCGACCGCAACCCCGUAGUGGGCGUCCUGAUCAUCGAGGGCAACAUCGUCUGCAAGAAUAAGCGGACGCUAGUAGUGAGCGAGCGAGCUUACCUCUUCUCGCAUAUGGACGAAGUGCACCUCGAGGGCGUCCACUUUAUCGUGGAGGAGAACGCCGCCCUGGGCAUCGCCGUGGCCACGCUGCACGUGGAGAAGCUCGAGGGAGACUCCGGCGAGAUCUUCACCAUCGAUCCAGGAGGGUUUCUGGGCGGGCACGCCGAUCAUUUGCGCCCGUUGCCUGAGAACGGCACCAAGUCCCCCUUCUCGCCGGACAGAUCCGCCGAGUACACCUACGAGCAGCGGUUGGGCUUGAACCCGACCCACCUCAUGAUCCUGGCCCUUGCCGACUCGGGCCAGGCCACCGACGACAAGGUUCUCCACAUGAUGGCGCGCUCGGAGAGGCUAAGGGUGUGGCAGAAAGAGACGGCCACGGACAUGGAAGUCGACCUGGAGAAAUGUGCGAGGGGCUUCGACGAGCUGCUUCGCGCGAAGAAGAGGGAGAGGGACCUUCAGAUGGAGAAAGAGGAAGAGGAGGAGAAGGAGGCGGAGAAGACAACGAUGCCGCAGCAGCAGGCAGACCCGACGACCGCAGCAGUCCACUCCAGCGACCCGAAGCAGGAACACGCCGGUCAAGAUGCCUCCAGCACCAGCACCAGCACCAGCACCAGCGGUCGCGGCAAGACCAAGGCCAAGGCCAAGGCCGUUCCCGCCACUGUGACGAGAUAUUGGGGUGACGAGGCGAGGAGGUAUUGGGGAGACGACGUGGCUCUGAAGGUCACCAACACCGGGGACGUGCUGGUGACCGUCGGUGAUCUCGUCGUCGUGCAGAAAAGAAACCCCAUGUGGACCAAGAAGAAGGAGAGCUGGCUGCAGAGGAAGGUGGCCAAGUCAAAGCCGGUCAAGAAGAUCAAGGACGUCUUCGGGCGUCUCGGCCGCCGCGGCAAGGGCAACGGCAAGACCGACAACAAGGCCAGAAGCGACGACGACGACGACAGCAAAGGCAAUGGCGACGGUGCCCCCGUCAGCACCAUGUACUCCCUCCACGUCGUCGAGAACGGGCUCGAGGUCCGACUCGAAGGCGUGUUCAUGUGGGGGUGGUACGCCGAGUGA
Molecule: messenger RNA, 1251 nt
Organism: Ectocarpus siliculosus
Lineage: Eukaryota; Phaeophyceae; Ectocarpales; Ectocarpaceae
Source: the annotation of a GenBank genome assembly